AUGCGACGCCGCGAUCGCGCGCAGAGGCGUCCGUCUGGGGACGACGGAGAAGAUCAACCGCGACUUGGUCUGCCUCGCUCUUCUCCGUUUUCUCUUUCCGAUCCUUCUUCGCCUUCUUCCUCUCCUCGCCCAUCAUCCGUCUCUCCGCCUCUCCAACCUGCUUCCGCACCUCUCUUCUUCGUUCCCUUCCUUCGUCUUCCUCAGCACUCUCCGCCAUGUUCCGAUUCUGUCUUUUCGUCUUCUCUUGCGGCGGCUUUGACUCACCCUCGGGCCGGAAUCUUCCUGUCGCGCUGCCUGACGGAGUUGCAACAGCUGCGCAUGCACACGCAGCCCUUUGCUUCUCUGUCUUCUCUGUCUUCUCUGUCUGCCUUGGAGGCGCGAACGUCCGACUCAGCUGCUGUGCGGCGUUUGGACGAGAGGAGAGAACGAGCGGAAAAUCUGCUUCCACACGUCUUUCUGAAUGCACCUGCGCGGCUCUCAAAUCUCCUCGCCGCCCAGCAACGAAAAGCGGAAGACAGAGAGGAAGGCGGCGGGGCGCAGGUGCCGCGCAUGCAAACAGAAACUGACGAGAAGGCAACGCACACGGGAGAAACCGACGCGCCGCGCUCGCCGGCCUGCCGCACGUGCGGCGGCUUCGCGCUUCAGGUGUACAUACACCUGAACGGCCUCCUCGGUUGGCCGGAGAACGGGGAGGAGGAGAUUUCCGAGACCUGGGUUCGAUCCAGUGAAGGCUCGUCUGCUCCCUUCUCGGCUCUUUCUCAAGACGGCGUGAAGGCAGAAAGGCAGACAGAGUGUCGUGAGCGCGAUUCCAGCGCGACAGAGACUGAGAGAUGCAUGCGUCAACAAACUGAAAGUCGCUUCCUUCUCCACUUCACCCUGGAAGUCUACGCAGAUCACCCCUUUGAGUCGCCGUGCCUCUUCUUCAGACGCCUCGUGUCUCUCGCCGACCUUAUAGACUCAAAGCAACCAGAACAUCUUCCGUGUGGUUCUCAUCCUUGUCCGUCUUCUUUUCCACAUGCUUCUCGUGCGCGAUGCUCGACCGCUCGAGCGUCUUUGCAUCCCUGGCCGCGCUGUCGCGUGCUUGCCGAGGAGAUGAAGGCGCGGCUGGUCGGUUUGACGGCGAGGCGUCCCUCGGCGUUUCUCACGCAGUCUGUUCUCAGCGAAAGCUGGAUGCCCUCGCUGUCUCUGGUCCUCUUGCUGCGGCGGCUGUGCGCGUUUCUGCUGGUGCUCUCUCUGCAACUGACCGAACAGCGCGCGGCGCUCCCGCCCUCACCAGAGACCCGCGAGCAGACCGUCGGCCGCGCGAAAGACAGCCGCGUGGAACGGGAAGCGAUGCGUUGCUCGACAGAGAGGCGAGGCGCGCGAAGAGAAACCAGAGAGAACCGCGACGCCUUCUGGCUGUGUGCAACUCUGCAGAAACUCAGAGGGCUCGGCAAACCGACAGUUUGUCUCCUCCUCCUCUUCGUGCUCCUCCUACGGGCUGCUUUGGGCCUCCAUCCCUACAGCGGCGAGGGACGCAUGCAAACGGGAUACGGCGACUUCGAAGCGCAGCGCCACUGGAUGGAGAUUGCGUUCAAUCUCCCGAUCGCCUUCUGGUACACCUACGGGACGUACACCAUCUCUCCACAAACUUCUCCAUCUUCUUCGUCUGCAGAUUCUUUCUCUUCCGAUUCUCUCCGUGCCUCUCUGCCGGUUGCGGGGAGGCGCAGUCGCGGAGUCUCCGAGCUGCCGCUUCAGCUGCACGAAGAUCGGCGAGAAAAAGGGGAGGCCUUGCACAUGCACGCCAGGACUCAGCGGCUCUGGUGGCCUUUAGACUACCCGCCGCUCAGUGCCUUUUUCGCAGGGUUCCUCGCCCCGUUUGCCUUCCUCGUUCAUCCGCCGUCCAUGAGUUUUUGGACGUGGCGACGUCACGCGCGCUUGCACAUGCCGAGAGGAGACACAGAAAGAAAAGAAGAUAGAGAAGGCAAGGAGGAAGGUGAUACAGACGCAGGAGACCAAGAAGAGCAUGAACACGAAACAGGGGUGGGAGGGAGAGAGGAACGGGAGGCGCGGCGUGGUGAGGAAGAAGGUGGAGAGUGGAGAUUGGCGCCGAGGGGCGAUCGAAGAGAGGGAGGAGGGGGAAAUCACGUCGAGAGGAAACCGACGAAUAAAAGUGGACAAGAAGAGAGAAACAGACACAGAGGGGCUGAAGCGGAGCGCGACAGACAGAGACGGAAGGAAGGCUCUUCUGCGACGCGUGAAGAGGACGAUUCGGCUCUUCCUCAGUUCCGCGGAAUUGAAGAAGAUCUCCUCCGCGUGUUCAUGCGCUGGACUGUCGUCAUCUUCGACUUCCUCGUCUUUGGAUUCGCCUCCCUCUAUUUCUGCACUCUGUCGUCGCCAGCUCCUGAACGGCGACAUGAAGACACAGAGGAAGAAGACGAAGAGGAAGACGGGAGAGACAGCGUCAGGAUACGUGGGUGCGGGGAUGCGUCCAGCGCUUGUUCGCCUUCUGUUUCUACGUCUCGCUCUGCCGCCUUCUCCCUGUGGUCUUUCUGCCUCGGCCGCUUCACGCGUUCUCCUUGCGCGUGUGCGUCGCCAGAGACGCAGGCCUUCCUCGCGCUUCUUCUCCUUCUUCUCUCGCCUCCGCUCCUCCUCGUCGACGAUGGCCACUACCAGUACAACGGCGUGGCGCUGGGUUUCGUGGUAGCAGCCGCUGCGCUCCUCCUGCGCCGAAAGGAUCUCCUCUGCGCCGUUUGUUUCACUCUUGCUCUACUAUUCAAGCAGACAACCCUCUAUUUCGCCCCUGCCUUCUUCGCGGUUUUGCUGUCUCGCGCAACUCAGCGCGUUCACUUCCAAGGGUCUGAUUUCGGGUGUAUGUACAGCCUAAUGGCAACGUUUUCCCUCUUUCACCUCAUGGAGAAAGACGCCCUGGUGUUUCCCGCGGUUCUUCUUCUUCUCGCGUUCUUCUUCCUCUCUUCCCUCCUCGUGCCACAUCUACGCCCGCCUGCGCCGCCCUUCGACUUGCGGGUCUCUCUUUCUUCUCUCUGUUCCCAGCGGGCUGUCUUCCUCUCCACCCAAAUCUCGGGAGGAAACAAAGUCUUUCCGUCCUCGCUGUCUGCUCCGCGCUCUCCUUUCUCUGCCUCCGCGUAUUCUGGUUCGCGCUUUUCAAGGCACCGCGACUUUUCCGCGCCCUCACGACUCCUCUCCGAGGUUGUUCCUGCUCUGCUCCAGCUACCCGGCUUCCCGAUGCGGCGAGUGUACAUACACCUGCGCUUCGCGGUCGCGACGAUGCGCGCCUCUCUCUUUCCGGCUUCUCUGGUUGUUUCUCCCGCCGCUUCCGCUUCUUCGCGGAGCGAGGCGCGCGACUCGAGGCUUCGCUCGUCUGCGACGCAAAUCCUCGCUUCGCUGCUGUCGCGAAAGCGCGCAGAACUCGACUCCCUCCGCGCGCAAGAAGCUGCAGUGUACAUACACCUCGCAGAGGUGUUGAACUGCAGCGGAAUGGACCUCGUGGGAGGCACCGCAGAAGAAAAGGAGGGCGUUUCCGCAGGUCUCGCAAGACGUUGCCGCAUGCACAGCAGAAGCGCCUGGCUUUCUAGACUCUUUCUCCUUCUCAGCCCAGCUGGUGGGUUGGUGGCUGCUGCCGUCUUGGCCAUUCUUCAGGUGAGGGCGGUUCGUGUCAGCAAGCCGGGCGCUUUAUAA
Neospora caninum is the source of this 3678-nucleotide messenger RNA. Its product is annotated as ALG6, ALG8 glycosyltransferase family domain-containing protein. Gene Ontology annotation, cellular component: endoplasmic reticulum membrane. The record is from RefSeq and is a predicted model, not a curated record. The transcript has 4 exons. Gene Ontology annotation, biological process: protein N-linked glycosylation. The coding region runs from base 1 to 3678 and encodes 1225 amino acids. Gene Ontology annotation, molecular function: dolichyl pyrophosphate Man9GlcNAc2 alpha-1,3-glucosyltransferase activity. NCBI's taxonomy places the organism in Eukaryota, Apicomplexa, Conoidasida, Eucoccidiorida, Sarcocystidae.